Molecule: messenger RNA, 1494 nt
Organism: Centruroides sculpturatus (bark scorpion)
Lineage: Eukaryota; Metazoa; Arthropoda; Arachnida; Scorpiones; Buthidae
Product: protein ALP1-like
Exons: 1
Coding region: 691-1314 (207 amino acids)
Source: RefSeq, a predicted model, not a curated record
UUCAACGUGAGUGUUGAGUGUUGAAGUCAACAGUUUGACGUCAUCAGCGACGUUCCAACUCGAGUACAAAGUGCUUAGUUCCCAUAAUUCCAUUCUCAGCAAGAAGGAGGACAAAUGUAUUAUUUCGUGUGCUAUUACAGCAUUUUGCAAUAUUUUUAAUGACAACGCGAUGAUUUCUUAUAAAAGGAAAAUGAAACACGACGACGACGACGACGACCUGCUACAUGUAAAUGUAGCAGCUAUGGAAAAAAACAUAAAGAGAAAGAAGGCCAAAAUAGUAGGAUAUGUAGAAGAGAUAGUUCCUAUGUAUUCCAUGGAAGAUUUUAAAUCUCACUUUCAUUUGAGUCGUUCAACAAUUGAGGUAUGUUAAAGUGCUUAAAUUAUAAUUAUCUGUUUAGUUUGUCAAAUAUUUUACUGUAUUUUACCUAAAAUAUUUCGUUUAUGUAUAUUUCGUAAUGAAACGAUAUCUAAGCAAUAAUCAUUUUAAGAAAUUUUAUUUUUAUUCAGCAUUUGAUGUAGAUGAUUAUUUCGGAGCCUAGUAAAAGAAAGCCAGCAAUGAAAAGAGAAGAUUCCAUAUUGUUAUCGUUAUGGUUGAUUGGCAACCAAGAAUCUUUUUGAGGUGUUGCUGACAGAUUUGGCAUUGGACAGGGCCAUGCCCACAGAGAAUUUGUUGCAUUCUGUAAGGAUGUAAUGCAAAUAGCAGAGAGAGUUAUCCAGUGGCCUACAGGAAAAGAAAUUGAAAAAACUGUUAAAGAAUUUAAUGAACUGAGAGGGUGCAACAGUUUUCCUGGAGUUUUAGGCUGUAUUGAUGGAACUCAUAUUCCAUUUACAGCCUCCAAAAAUGAAAAGGUUGCACAUUUCAACAGAAAAAAUUUCACUUCUGUCAUUCUACAGGCUGUAUGUGAUGCGAAAUUAAAAUUUAUAGAUGUCUUUGCUGGUUGGCCAGGCUCAUCAAAUGAUGCCAGAGUUUUCCAAAGAAGUCCUCUCUAUCUAAAAAUAAAACAUAAUUCUGAGAUGAUUUCAGAAAACUAUCAUUUAUUAGGUGAUAGUGCAUAUCCAUUAUCCAAAAAAUUAUUAACUCCUUAUCGUGAUAAUGGACACUUAAACAAUAUUAAAAAAUAUUACAAUAAAAUUCUUAGUUCAACUAGAAUUGUUAUUAAACAAGCAUUUGGACAAUUAUUUGGCAGGUUUAGAAGGCUGAAACAUCUACAUAUGUUUCAAAGGGAUUUGAUUCCAGAAGUGAUAAUAACUGGCUGUGUAUUGCAUAAUUUGGCAUUUUAUAUAAUGAUAUACCUCCAGAUGCUUGUGCUAUAAAUGGUAAUUUGCAAAACAGUUCUCAGAAUUUUGGAGAAGAGUAUCAAGAUGGAAUUAGCAAAAGAGAGGAAAUUGCUAAUAAAUUAUAUGCCAAUCAUAAUGGUUAAAAAGUAUCUAUUGAUACUUUUAUUUUUUUUUCUAUUAAUACAUUAAAAUCAAGUUUGUAAUUAUUAUUAUUGU